Molecule: messenger RNA, 753 nt
Organism: Mesorhabditis spiculigera
Lineage: Eukaryota; Metazoa; Nematoda; Chromadorea; Rhabditida; Rhabditidae
Source: the annotation of a GenBank genome assembly
AUGGAAUUUUUUGGGAAAUAUAGCGUACUCUUAUUUUUUUUCGCUCUUUUUUCGAUUUUCACACUGCAGACGCAGGCAAAUGCAGAAUCUAAUGUGGAUUUCCUCCUGUCACCAGUCAAAGAAGUUGAGCAAUCUACUGGAUAUUAUCGCGAAAAGGUGAAAGGCGGAGAAACGAAACAAUACACGUUUUACGUAGAGAAUUUGAUCAAGAAACCGAUUGACCUUUGGAUCUAUCCUGCAGAUGCAGCACCGAUGGUGAACGGCGGGAAGAGCUACACGCUGAAGGGUGAGAAAAACACGUCCGUAGGCUCUUGGAUAUCGCCUUCAAAGGAACAGAUUAUUCAUCUUAAACCUAACGAAAAGAAGAAAUAUGUAUACACGGUGAAGGUGCCCAAGGAUCUGGAUCCAGGGGAGUAUGUCGGAGGGAUUGUAGCCGAACAAAUUCCAGAUGAAGAAGCAAGUCCAUCCCAGGCUCAAAACAAAGCAGUUCUGUUAAUUGAGCGGAUUCCACGCAUCGGGGUACAGAUCGUGUUGGAGAAACAGAAGGAGCUCGCUGUUCAAGAUAUGAGCAUUGAUGACUUCAAACACAGUUAUAUCAGUAACGGGUAUUCGCAGCUGACCAUUAAAUUAAGCAACACAGGAACGGUUCUACAGCGACCAAACGGACUGAUUAUGAUCCGAGAUGCCAACGGUAAAGGGAUUUUCAGUGAGUCGUAUGACGGCUGCAGCGAACGAAAAGUCGAUCUAUGCCGG